Ceutorhynchus assimilis (cabbage seed weevil) is the source of this 687-nucleotide messenger RNA. NCBI's taxonomy places the organism in Eukaryota, Metazoa, Arthropoda, Insecta, Coleoptera, Curculionidae. The record is from the annotation of a GenBank genome assembly.
AUGGUGGACUAUUAUAAAGUUCUUGGAGUUCCACAAGGCGCUUCAUCCGCUGAAAUCAAAAAAGCUUACCGCAAGCUAGCCCUGCAAUGGCAUCCGGACAAGAAUACCAACAAUGUGGACCAUGCCACAAAGAAAUUCAAAGAAAUCUCUGAGGCCUAUGAAGUUCUUUCAGAUGAUAAAAAAAGACGCAUGUAUGACCAACAUGGACAAGCUGGUUAUUCUAGCAGUGGUUCUAAUUCUAGAGGCAGACGCAGUCAUAUGGAUGAUUUUGAUUUCGUAUUUGAAUUCACAUUCGGAGAUCCCUUUGACAUUUUCAAAGAUUUUUUCGGAGGCAACAACGUUUUCGAUUUUCUAAGUGAACUACAGGGCAAUGACCACCAUGGACAAUCCCGUAGUCGUCGAAACCACGGCGCGUUUUCUGGAUUCGACUUAAUGAACGAUCGUUUUAUGGGAGAAUUUUUCGAUGACGGGGGACCCAGUGUUGCAUCCUACAGUUUGAGCAACAAAGUCGGCAGUAUGGGCGGAAACGUGGUGAAAAGAACUUCAACGUCAACUAAAUAUGUCAACGGCAAGAAAACGACAGUGGAAAAGAUUUUCGAAAAUGGUAAAGAGACGGUGUUGUGUUAUGAGGAUGGUGUGCUGAAAUCAAAACUCGUCAAUGGACGUCAACGUAUAACCGACAAGUAA